Homarus americanus (American lobster) is the source of this 679-nucleotide messenger RNA. RefSeq lists its product as uncharacterized. The transcript has 3 exons. NCBI's taxonomy places the organism in Eukaryota, Metazoa, Arthropoda, Malacostraca, Decapoda, Nephropidae. The annotation marks the transcript as partial. Gene Ontology annotation, cellular component: nucleus. The record is from RefSeq and is a predicted model, not a curated record.
UUGUACACUUCAACUCAAAAACCAGCCUGGGGUGAAGUGUUAAAUGCGGUGAAUGCUGUUGGUAGAGUCACCCGCAAUGUUACUGAAAUUCGGCGGAAGUUUUCUGCUGAUCUUCGUGUGAGCGUUAAGAAAAAAGCAGCACAAGAUAAGAAAUAUGCUGGUGGAACAGGUGGCGGCCCCCAAAUUGAAAUUACAUACACUGCAAUUGAAGAAGCAAUUCUUCAACUAUUAGAUCCAGCCUCUAUACAUGGGAUUCCAGGGGAUGUUGAAAGUGAAGAACCUAUUAAUGAAGAAGAAAGAGAACCAACCCCCAGACCCUCAGGAGCUAGGUUUACAGCUACCGGUAGUUGUUUCCGAGAGGAAUUUAUGUUUCGGCCCGUUCAAGAGAAAGAUGAUUCUAUAACCCGCAUUCUGAAUGAGGAUAUACAGGAACAUGAUAUCACAGUACCCAUUGUGCAUUUAGAACCUGAAAUUUCAGCACCUACAAACAUUCCUGAAUUUUCAUCAUCCGGAACAUAUGAGGUAGAAACAUGUAGUUCAAGCAAUACUCGUCAACCUAUUGCUGCUACCAAGGAACAGCGAAGUAGGUCUAGUACCCCUUCUGCCACAGCUGUUAGGUCAACUGUAACUGGUGAUUACACUGAUGAAAUGGAUUCAUCUCCAAUGCCAAGUACGAGCA